AUGACAAAUAUACGGUUGUUUUUUAAUAUAUUAUGGAUGUCUACUUUAUUUGUUCCAGCAAAUGCAGAUAAAGAAGUGCCAACAGUUAAAUGGGGACAAAAUUCAAGCCAACUUACAUUAAUUGUCUCUAUUCCAAAAAUAGAAAAAGAAGAAAUUCAAUUUAAAGAAAACAUUAUACACAUAUCAGCUAUAAAUAAAGACGGAAAACAUUAUGAACUCAUUUUGAAUUUAUUGAGACCAAUAAUUCCAGAGAAUUGUUCUUAUUCCAUUCUCCAAAACGGGUUAAAAUUAAAGGUUCACAAACAGAUCAAAGAACCAUGUUGGAAACGCUUGACAAAGGAAAAAGAAAAACAACAUUUUUUAAUCAAGGAUAAAAUUCUUGGAGAUGGAAAUGAUUGUGAAGAAGCAAAAGAAAUUUGGUUUAGCUAUUAUAUGUUUCACAAAAGAAAAAUGAAUUCUGAACAAUCUAAAAACGAGUCAAAUAAAAAAAAGGAUUUAGUUGAGAAUAUAAUUGAAAAUUUGAAGAAUGAACAUCCAAACUUUUCAUUACACGAAUAUUAG
Plasmodium adleri (nom. inval.) is the source of this 561-nucleotide messenger RNA. RefSeq names its product conserved Plasmodium protein, unknown function. The coding region runs from base 1 to 561 and encodes 186 amino acids. The transcript is spliced from 8 exons. Gene Ontology annotation, cellular component: nucleus; cytosol. Gene Ontology annotation, molecular function: protein-folding chaperone binding; Hsp90 protein binding. Gene Ontology annotation, biological process: protein folding; chaperone-mediated protein complex assembly. The record is from RefSeq and is a predicted model, not a curated record. NCBI's taxonomy places the organism in Eukaryota, Apicomplexa, Aconoidasida, Haemosporida, Plasmodiidae.